Molecule: messenger RNA, 2082 nt
Organism: Babesia bigemina
Lineage: Eukaryota; Apicomplexa; Aconoidasida; Piroplasmida; Babesiidae
Exons: 4
Coding region: 1-2082 (693 amino acids)
Source: RefSeq, a predicted model, not a curated record
AUGGCCGACGACGACGCGCCGCCAGCGGCCGAGAUGGAGCCUGAUAUCGUCGAGCGCCUCAUUGGCGACGGCUCGAACGCCGUGCGGAGGACUCGCAGCAGCCAGAGGUCCACGGUGUCCCGCAAUUACACCGAGGACGACUACGACGGCCUUUCGGAGGAAGAUAACAGCGACGAUGAGGAGUACGACGCCGACGAUGUCGACGAGGACGACAACAUCGACGAUAGCGAGCAAGACUUCGAGUACAUUGACGAGCGGCCGCACUCGAUCGUGACGCAGACGGACCAAAGUGACAUCGACGUGGACGACACGUACAGGCGCCCGAUGGACUCCCGGAGGUUCACCGAAUCCACCACCGAGUCCUUUCAGACUAACAUUGGCACGUUGGGAAACGCCGAGCAUCUGCUGCAAGACGCCCACAACCUGUACUAUAGCCACAUGCCCAGGGUGCUGGGUACUAACUUCAGGUUCCAGGUCGGGGAGGUCGCGUAUGCGAAAUGGCACGGCGAGCUGAACGUCGUCGUGAUUCACUUCGUGUCCCAGAAGCUCAUUACGGUGAUUGACGAGGCUGAGCCGAGCGUGCCCGAUCCAAGCGCGCCUGAGCCAACAGCCGAACCCACCGCCAAUGCGGGCGCCAAGCGCAGAGGCAGGGCGAACAAGAGCCGCAGAUCAGCUGGCGACGACGCUAUGGCGUUCGACAAAUUCGGGAGCAGCGACGACACCGAUAUCACUGACGACGGCGACUACGAAUACGAGCCCGAAUCGUCGGUCGAAAAUGAGGUCACCUCUUCAAGCCGUGCUGGCACGGAUGCCGGCGCGAAGCAAGCUGCACAUGCACCGGCGUACAGAUUUGAGGAAGAGGUGGACAACAACCUGCCGCUGUUCAACGACCCGUCGUCGACGAGACUCUACGCUGAGGUGAACGAGAUGCAGGCGCUGCCGCUGCGCAUUGACAAAGACGCGCCGGCAGACGUGUUGGAGUACGGCGAGGACGCGGACCGGCUCGAGGAAGAAAUGUCCCGGCCCACGAGGACGCUCAAGAGAUACUUCAUCCCCAUGUACUUCGUGUCGUUCCCGGGUUACAAGAAGAAGUGCGCCAAAACGUUCAGGUUCUGGGUGAAGGAGAAGGACCUGAUCAAGUUCAACACCGUCAAGCCCGCCCCGGGCAAGCACGCGAAGGUGCUGGCUGUGGAGCGCUGGGAGAGCACGGAGGAGCCUGACGAGACGUGGGAGGAGCGCGAUGUGCAGGAUAUUAACGAGUACGUGUACGAGGUCGUUUACAACGUGUACAACAACAACAAGAUGAAUUCCAAGUUCAAAGCCCCGGAGCACCUGCCGUGGUGCCUACCGGUGUCGCUCCAACGGUUGGUGAAGAGCGAGCACGCGCGGAUACUCCAGGCCCAGAAGAAAAACCUGAACUUCUACUCCAUCGAAAUCGCAGACGCGUUCUCCGUUGCGCCCCUGACCGAGCGGCUAUCAGCCUAUGCCAUCGUGCAAAACUUCAAGUACAUCCUGAUCCUGAUGAACACGCUCGUGAGCAAGCACGGCGGGAGGAAGACGAACUCUAAGACCAAGGCCGACCUGGCCAACGCGAUACGCUCCUCCGUUGAGAACGACGUCGUGGACGAGGUCGACGUGCCGUCGCUGCGGUUCAUGGAGCAGCUGGAGACGAGCAUCGGCAGCGAGCUCAACGCGCAGCAGUUCCACGAAAUCUACGUGAACAACAUCUACUGGCUGGACAUCUACCUGGACUACAUGGACAAGCUGUACCUCCACACCCACUGCUACACCGAGAAGGAGCACGAGUUUCUCUACAUGACAACGCACUCGGAGGACCGGUCGCUGUCGCGCAUCCUGGGCCUGGAGCACCUCGUGCGCAUGUUCUGCUACCCCGUGCUGUACAACGAGUUGCUUAAACGCGUGACUGCGGACGGCGAGCCGCUGCAGGUGUACAUGCCGAUAACCCAGCUGCUGCUGCACUACCUGGCCUUCGUCGCGACGGACUACACGCACAGCCAAAAAUACAUGCCGUCACACCUGGAAGGCGGCCUGUUCAAAAUCAGCCACCUCAAGGCCAGCUAA